This is a messenger RNA of Sparassis crispa, 1701 nucleotides long. RefSeq lists its product as hypothetical. Bases 1 to 1701 code for a protein of 566 amino acids. The transcript has 8 exons. The record is from RefSeq and is a predicted model, not a curated record. Lineage: Eukaryota; Fungi; Basidiomycota; Agaricomycetes; Polyporales; Sparassidaceae.
AUGAAAGAGAAUCAGCGGCUCCAACACAAGGUUAUUGUCCUUCACACUGAGAAUACUACAAUGAUGAGUGCAUACAAGACUCUGGCGAAAUGUGUCCCGCAGGCGCUCUCUCUCACGAAUCCAUUUAAAUUGCCGAUUUCUACUUUACCUUCUUCAACAGUGCCAUCUGCUGUCGGUGCAGUGGUCUCCUCGGAGCAGUCUGACUACCCUCUCAUUAACUGGUGGACGAAGGACAGCUGGCUAAAGCGGACUGAGACACUGGAGCCUUAUGAGGGCAACAACAUGAUGAUGUAUGUCGAAGAGCAAGACGGCACCCCAAUCACUGGCCGGAGAGUUGGCGAGAUUCGAAAGGUCGCGAGAUCCAUCUGGGCACACCUCGCGGAAAUCGGUAAGGCACCUAAGUCUUGGGGGAAGGCAAGUAUGAUUGCUGCACAGAUGUACAAUGAGGAGAUGGCCAGACAGUUCCCGGAGCUUCGAUACUGCACAGCAAACUGGAAGGCAGAGCAGAUUGCAAUUGACAACUACUCAUCUUGGCACAAUCACUGUCACCCCAAAGCUCCCAUUUGCAAGCAAGAAGAUGCGGAGAAUAACACCGCCGUGGACUGGGAACCGACGCUCCGUGGUAGCAAGCGAGUUCGCUCCGAUGACUUUGAGCUGAACGCGCAUUUGACAGUGUCCACGCGCAAGAAGAUCAAGACAUUAUCGAAGACAGAUCCCGUCUUAACCGACAUCAUCGAGCAAGAGCGCUCCGAGCCGAGUGGAUCAAUUGGCGAGUUGCAUACUUCUGGUAAACCGGAUGCCGUGAACAUUGUCCCUGUCAUGGAAGAAGGUAGUAGCACAUCUGACAAGGGUAAAGGACGCAUCGCGCUCAAGAUUCGGAACCCAUUGAUUACUUCAGUGACAAAUGUGGCUCAUGCAAAUGUCUUGCCCACGGCCGACUCAGUAAACGUAACACUUGUCACACCAAUUGACGCCUCCGCGCUCACUUCCGCAGCGUCAUCCGUGGGGAACACAUCUUCAAUGCACCGUCAAGCGAACAUGGCUGCCAUCGUGCAUCCCGCACUCAAUACCCUCGCCAUCGCUGCAGCCAUUGUCACUCAUUCUGCCGACCCCAUUGCUCCUCGCCCUUCGCCGCCACCACUGUCAAGUCCCAGAAUCUCCAUGGUGCUCCCAAUUGACCCCUCUGGUGCUUCUCAGCUGGAGCUUCCCUCCGCAGGCCAAACGGUCGUAACGACCGCUCCCCGUUGUGAUGCCGCUGGUGUAGUGCCCGAGUCGUUCACAGCGCCGGCAGCAAUGGCAAUGCAAUCAGUGGCUGGACAUCCAAACUGUGGACCCGUUGCGGCUGCGGUGUCCGCAGUGCACGCGAACAUUGCGGCUAGCCCCACAACUUCAGGCCCUUCUCACACUGGCACUCCGUGCACUGCCACUGUCAAAGGUCCCGCGAAAAGGCCUAGCACCAAGAUGCAUCCGGGUGAUACAGUUACGCUAAGAAACCUGUGCGCAGUUGAUUGGGUAACAACACACCUGAAUGGGACCACGGCGGAGUUCAAGCAUUACUUUGCUCUUCUCCCACCCGCGGAGAAGAAGCCUUUCGAAGAAGAGUCGAAGCGUCUUAAAAAAGCCGGUAUAUCUCGUCUCACCAUUUCGGAGAGGGCGGGUGGCGUACCUAGCUUGAGGACGGUCUCCAGUGUUCGAGGGUAG